Messenger RNA from Ziziphus jujuba (common jujube), 1257 nucleotides. Its product is annotated as arabinogalactan O-methyltransferase 2. The coding region runs from base 148 to 1023 and encodes 291 amino acids. Lineage: Eukaryota; Viridiplantae; Streptophyta; Magnoliopsida; Rosales; Rhamnaceae. Gene Ontology annotation, biological process: xylan biosynthetic process. The record is from RefSeq and is a predicted model, not a curated record. The transcript has a single exon.
UUUAAUACCUCUGUCCUUUGUCUGGGUUUCUUCGUUUUACCUAUAAAAAUAUCAAGAAGGCCCAUUCUUUUUCAACGCAGAGAAAACGCUAAGCUAAACCUCAAAGAAGAAGAAGAAGAAGAAGAAGAAGAAGAAGAAGACGAGGAAAUGAAGAACCGAAGCCGAUUAUUUCAAAUCGAAAGGCCGCGGCUCAUCGCCCUUCUAAUCUCUGCUGUUAUAUCCGCCGUUAUCGUCAUCGUCUUGAGCCGAAUGUACGUCAACAGCUCAUUACCAUUAUCAUCAACUUUCCUCUGUUCUAACUCCGGCAAGUACUUCACGCCGGAAGCCGCCGAGUACGCCACCACGCCCACUCAGCUCCUCGCCAUCCUCCACUACGCCACGUCGAAUAUCGUCCCUCAACAGAGCAUCAACGAGAUCCGAGUCUCCUUCGAAGUCCUCAAAUCUCUCGCCCCCUGUAACUUCCUUGUCUUCGGGCUGGGCUUUGACUCCCUUAUGUGGGCCUCACUCAACCCAGGUGGGACCACCCUUUUUCUCGAAGAGGACCCAAAAUGGGUCCAAACCAUCGUCGGGAAAACUCCGAUACUUCAGGCCCAUUCGGUUCAGUAUCGGACCCAACUCUCGGAAGCCGACAAACUGUUGGCUUCGUACAAAUCGGAGCCGGACUGUUUGCCGGCCAACGCUCGGGUCAGCAAGAACAGCCGGUGCAGGUUGGUGCUGUCGGAGUUGCCGGAUGAGGUUUACGAGAGAGAGUGGGACUUGAUAAUGAUCGACGCGCCCAGAGGGUAUUUCCCUGAAGCUCCGGGAAGAAUGGCGGCAAUAUUCUCGGCGGCGGUAAUGGCACGCGACAGAAAGGGUCAGGGAGUGACGCACGUGUUCCUUCACGAUGUGAAUAGGAAGGUUGAGAAGAUGUUCGCCGAGGAGUUUCUUUGUAGGAAAUAUUUGGUGAAAGCGGUUGGGAGGCUCUGGCACUUUGUUAUACCUCCGGUUGCUAUUGAGGACCGCAACACUUCCACUUUUUGCUGAAAUGGGUCUCUUUUUUUUCAUUCUUGGUUAUUUGUUGUUAUUAUUACUGUUAUUUAUGGCGUUUUCAGUUUUUUUUUUUUUUUUUUUAAUUAUCGGUAAUAGAAAUUUAUUGGGUUUUCAGUUUUUUUUGGGAUUCUUUAAGAGUUAUGAAGCUUGCAUUUGGGCUUCCAUUGAAUCCCCCUUGGAGAAAAUAUAUUAACACGUAUAGCAAUAUAUAGAAGAAGUUUUUAAUAA